Molecule: messenger RNA, 3579 nt
Organism: Amphimedon queenslandica
Lineage: Eukaryota; Metazoa; Porifera; Demospongiae; Haplosclerida; Niphatidae
Exons: 3
Coding region: 99-3161 (1020 amino acids)
Source: RefSeq, a predicted model, not a curated record
UUUAAGGUGUGGCUCGUUCUUAGCAAAUUUUUAGAUUACUUGUUUUCGACUUGUUCUCAUCUAGUCUCGCCUAGUUCUAAUCUUGUUCUCAUCUUGUAAUGGCCUCCAUCAUGAUCACAGAUACCACCGUUCUUGAUAUUACACAUCUUCAAUUAGUUCUGUCUAAGUUAAAACAUUUUUCUAAAGCCAAAUGGAAGGACUUUGGUCUUAAGUGUGGCCUUUACCACAACACAUUAGAAGCAAUACAAGCUAAUAAUGCUGGUAAACCUAGACCUGCUGAAGAAUGCUUCAGGGACUGUGUUGCUCGCUGGCUGAGGAGAGAGGAUAAUGUUAAUGAAGAAGGUGAACCAACUUUACAGAGAUUGGCUGAUAUAGUGGAAAACAUCAAGUGUGAGGAUAAUCAUAAAAAGCUUGUGCCUGAUACUCCUGCACAAAAUUUCACGAUAUUAUGGUGGAUCAUUUUACCAGUGUCAGUAGUUGUAGCAAUAAUUUCAAUUAUAGUAAUAUUAAUGCAUGCAUCAUCAAGUACAACAGCAAUUGAUGAAUAUGCAUUCGAAUUACGUGAUGAAUAUAAUGAGAAUCUGACAAGGUUUAGAGAUCCAGAUGAGAAUAAAUUCCCAGCUGCUGGUCCAUCUUUUCAUGAUUAUGUCCCUUUUAUACCUUUGAAAUUAAUCAAGGUGGAAAGACACAGUACAGAAAAUGCAGAAUUCUUUAAAAAAGCUUCUGUUGAACAAAUAUUAGAAAAAUUUGAAAGUAUAGAAAUUCACCAUAUUUUGAAACCACUAAAAGAUAAACAGCUAAGAUUUGUAUUAAUUGAAGGAGAGCCUGGCAUAGGAAAGAGCACAUUAGCUAAAGAACUAACAUUGCGAUGGGUUAGACAAACAGAUGAAUAUUUAAACAAUUUUAAAGUUGUCAUUUUUAUUGCAUUGCGCCAUGAAACUUAUCAAAAAGCCAAAACUUUUGAAGACCUUCUCAUUGAUGUUGAAGAUAUUAAUAUGACUGAAAUAGCACUAUCAAUCAAGAAAACAAAAGGAGCAGGUGUACUUUGGGUAUUAGAUGGUUUUGAUGAGCUUCCACAUCAAUUAAGAAGCAAUUCAACUUCAAUAUUCAUUAAACUUAUAAAAGGAGACAUUCUUCGCAAGUCAACAAAGAUAGUUAUAACCAGACAUGCUGCUAGUUUCCCUCUGUAUACUUAUUUAGAACAUAAUUCAAAAAGUCUUUAUAUUGUAGGCUUUAGCCCAAAUGAAACCAGAAAAUAUGCUACAAAAUAUUUUGAAAGUAAUAAAACAUUAGCUGACGAAUUUCAGUCUUACUAUAAUCGCAAUACUAUGGUUGAGAGUAUGCUAUACAAUCCAAUGAAUUGCUUCAUAAUGUGUACAGUUUUUAAUGAUUUUAUACGAACUGAUAACAAAAAAUAUCCAAGAACAAUGACAGAAAUUUAUAAUCAUUAUGUUUGUAUAUUACUCAAACGACACCUCAUUGAUAAGAAAGUAAUUGAAAUACGCUAUAAAAUGCCUCGACAUUUAAUAUGCAAAAUGGACUUUAGUAUUUCUGAAUUAGCUCAAUCCAGUACUUGGAAUCAAUUCUAUUUUCUCUCUGAAAUAGCUUACAAUGGCUCAAUGAGACAGGAAUAUAUUUUUAAAAAUGAGUUUCAUAACUUGAGUAUGAUCACUCUUGGUAUGAUGGACACUAAUAUUGGCUUCGCUGGGUUCGAUGAAGAUGAAUUCAGCAGUUUUAUACACACUACACUACAAGAAUACUUUGCAGCAAUUUAUCUUGUCAAUAAUCCAGACUUCAUGUUUACUAUAGAAGACUUAAAGCAAAACUCAAAUCUUGAAGUUGUUCUUACUUUCUACGUUGGAUUAUUGAAAUUACUUGAAAGAAAAGUUGAUAAUGAAACAAUGAAUAUAAUACUGAAUCAUGACGAUGACAUAUUAAACUAUAUCGAAAAAGUGUCAAAACAUCAUAAUGAGAUAGAUAGCCACAUUACUGAAAUAAAGAACCAUUUAAUCAAUGGAAUGGCCUGUAAAGAUGCGGAAAGUGACAUAACACCAUAUAUUCAGCUUACAAGUUUAAUGCUCAGGUGCAUGUAUGAACAAGAUUCACUAUUACAAAAUAGAGGCUAUAUUCUUAAAAAAUAUUUGUUGUCACACUAUAUUCAAAGGAGUAAGUCUAAAUCAACACAAGUAUAUUUACACAUAAAGGAUUUUGAUUAUUUUAUUUGUGGCUAUAUUGUUGCUACUCACAAUAUUACACUACAGUUUGAACCUUUCAGCUCAUCUGAAAUAAUAGCUUUUAAGAAAGGGCUCCAAUCCCACCCCUCUGUCAAUGGAAAGAUAAAAAUUAGAAUUUACAAUACUUCUAUUGAGGGCAUGAUCACAGAACUACUUACUAUACCAAUUGAUAUGGUAACAGGACUACAAUUAGCUACAAACGAUAACGUCUCAGCUUGCCAAAUAAUUUCAAAAUUUUCAUCAUUGCAAGAAAUUACUUUUCCAUUUUUUAAUAACUUGCACUGUAAUUCAGUCAUAUCAAAGCAUCCUUUACUGAAACUUAAAAAGCUAAAAAAGCUGAUAGUAAGAAUUGAAAAAGCAAGUAAAAAUGCCUUUGAGUUACUAAAACAAUUUACUGCUCGUGGACAACCUCUUAAACGACUACACAUAUGUGUAGUGGGUGCUGAGAAUAUACAGAUUUUGAAUUUAAUUGAAAUGCAGUUCUCAUUGGAAGUACUGAGAAUUGAAGUAUCAGUUUUGAGUUUAAAUCCUAGGUCAUGGGGACUUGCAUUUAAUUUUCAAUACCUAAAAGAACUUAAUGUCAAGCUGAAAUUCAUUUGGUGUAAAAGCAAUAACAGUUUAAAAGUUAAUGAUAAUGAACUGCUUGCUGAAUACAUAGGCGUCAGCAAAAUACAGUUGAAUUCUUACACCUCAUUUAUACAUUACAGAGACAGAAUUGUUGCAGCUACAAUAUACUCGAGCUCUGAACCAGUGACUUCUGAUCUAAGUGAUUUUAUUAAGUAUUUCCGUAGCUACAGAUCUUUUUUGAAGACUAAAAGGCUUACAGCUAAAGAUUUAAAUCGUAAUUUAAAAACUCGAAUAAACAAAUUUAUUUAUGCUAUGAUUUCGCCAUCAACAGAUCAAAACCAAUUUGUCUCCUUUUUCUAAAAUUUUGUUUUUAAAAGUCCUAUUAGAUGAUUGUAAAUUUAAUCAACUUAAAAAAAUUAUUGCUAAACUGUUAGCCUGAAUCAGGCUGAAUGAACCUCACUUCAGAUUCAAAAAUUCCAAUUAAUGAAUUAAUGGAUGAUACAAUCUCACUAAUAACAGAUCAAAACUAUUUUUAUAUUAUUUUUAUUAUGGUACUAGCCAUGCAUAAAAUUUACUUUAUUUUGAUUAUUACUACUAUAGUUUAUGAACCUUGCUUCUUACUAAGUGUCUCUGUGUUUAUUAUUAACAUUAAUUAUAUAGUAUGUAAACUAGUAAUGUUUUUAUAUUAAUGUUAUUAAUAUUUUGUCUUAAUGUUGCUUUCAAUGUACUCCAUGAGUUAUCAGGGAGGGAAUCUGGAGGAAGGGAGAGAGAGGGAGGA